AUGUUCACCUUCCAGCCGACGCCCACCAACAUCCGCCGGCUGCAAGGCCGCUCGGAUUGGCCAUAUCCGCAAGCCGUUAAAAGCGAAAGUAUUGCGACGUUGAAAUGCAUGACCAGCAACCGGCAUGAACUUGGGCUCAAGUCUCAGAUCUUCCAAUCAGCUGCAUCCGAGAAUCAUCCACCCUCUCCUGCCAUGAAUCUCGGUCCUUCUCCGUUCCAUCAACCGAUCAUCGAGCACAUCCUUUACCGGAAAAAUGCCGAAGGCUGUUCGGCGGUGACGGCGGUUGCUUGCGGUAUCACGUCUUCCGCCGGCCUUGCUUCCAAAGAUGGAAGGUUGAGAAAAGAAACCCGUCCUCACAGCCGAGAGGGAGAUAGGAAAAAGGACGCUACAAAGAAGGGUGGAGAGAUUGAGCGGCGGCAGGGUAUCUCCAAAUCCCGUAUUCCGAACUCUCAUCCUUCGCUUAACGCAGAGAACCGUCUCUUGCUGCUCGGAUGGUAG
Molecule: messenger RNA, 498 nt
Organism: Ustilago hordei
Lineage: Eukaryota; Fungi; Basidiomycota; Ustilaginomycetes; Ustilaginales; Ustilaginaceae
Exons: 4
Coding region: 1-498 (165 amino acids)
Source: RefSeq, a predicted model, not a curated record